AUGGGUCCGGGAGACAGCGGCGUGGCCGCCCCUACCCGUGCAAACGCAUCUGCAUCAGCCAAGUUGACAAAGAAAGAAGCGAAAGAGAUUGAAGAAUACGAAAAGAUUGUGCGGUUUCGCGAUGCCAUUCUCGCGGGAACCCACCCAACCAUCAAGCUCCCACCCGGCCUCACGGCCUUGUCCCACCCCAGCCUCAACAAUGCGAGAACGCCUUCAGAGCCUGGCGAAGUAGACACAAGGCCUGAAUCUCUACAGCAGCUUGCUGGAAGCAUUCAGAGUCAGAACCCUAGCUUGCUGCAGCCUGUACCUGAGGCUAGCGCUGCUGCAACUGAUUCUCAACACCAUAAGCCAUUUGCAACUAGGGCGACAGAGAUCAAUCCCAUUCUUCUUGAGAAAUCUGACGAGCUUGUCAGGGCUGAAAUCCAGCUGCACAGGCAAAGAAUAGAGCGGUCUCUCAGAGACGACAUCGAACAGCGUCGAGUCUCAAAGCAAGUGCAAGCAGAACCCGUCAUUGAAUUUGAUCUGUCCGAUGUACUCGCAAAGGCUCUGACUCUUGUUCAAGCUACUACUAUACCCUUUUCCGCCAAUGGAGGCUCGAUUGCUAAUCAUGAAACUGCAAGUGAUUCUUUUGACGAUAACACCUUUUACUCCUCAAAGCAUGACACGCCCGAGUCUAAUCUGACUUCGCGCUUGCGCCACUCAACUGAUGAUGCCAUGGUGAUAGAUGGCCGCAGGCCAUCUCAGCCAAGCCUUCGUUCAAGCACAGACUACUACGGUAAUAACCAAGCAACUUCUGCGAACAGUUACCAUGCCGCAGGGCCCUCCUCUCAGCCUUCGUCCCAAGCCCACGCUCCGAUGGCGAAUGUUGUCUCGAGUAGACCCGAGAAGGUGCGGGUUCCUGGCCUUCAUAUCCUCGCCAACAAUGGAAUCCCUCCAGUUACCCAAGGCCCUGCUCGUACAGAACCAGAUCGGGUAUUGCAAACGGAGUCUCAAGGAUCUGAAAACGACGAUUCCCUGUAUAACCCAAAUCAGCCUCUACUGCCACGUCCCCCCGUCAUUCGGAACCAUGACUUGAUUCCCGUUGCUCCUCAGCCAGCAAAGAUAGCACCUCUGACUGUAGUCAACGUGCAAACCCCCGUUGUCGAGUCAGCCUCAUCUUUUGGUACAUCAGCACAGGUGGCAGCACUCCGAAACGCGCCCCCUGCAGUUGCCAGCUCCGACAGCUCAUCUCAGGGUGCAAGGGAUACAGAGAGGAGGAAGGGAAAGAAGAAGAGAAAGGCCGACCGGCAAGCGCCAGAGGCUGAGACCGGGCCGCGUAUCAAAGUUGAGCCUCGUUCACAGUCACCAUUGACAGCUCCAGCCUACACCAGACCCAGCAAACGCCAGAGACAGUCUCAAGGACAUGGUAAUGAAUCUGGACAAUCUGAGCUGAGAUAUACCCAGCCACCACCGAAUGCUUCUUACGAGCAGCCGUCACAGGCGUUUCCAAGCGAACAAGCUCCCAUAGCUUACCCAGGACCCGGCCCCGCGCCAUACCUGCCUCAAUCCUCUUCGGGCUCUACUAUUCGGGGUGAGCCAGUUGGGGAACCGAAUCACAACGGAAGUUUCCCUAGCGAUGGUCAUUUGUCUGGUGAGAGCUAUGUCCGCCAUCCUCCCUCGGGUGAGAGCUACGUACGUCAUCCUCAGCCUCAGCCACGGGAUGUGGUAUCAUAUCACCAUCCACCCCCCAGAGAGAUUCAUGGCCCUGCCGGGGUGCCGCAAGUCAUUGCAUAUGACUCGUAUCGGGAACCCAUGCGCAUUUAUCGGGAGCCCUUCGAGGGACCCCGCGCGAGCGUACGCCCAGAGGGUGAGUCUUUCAUAAUCCCCCCACGACCACCAACACGGGUCAUGGUCGAUUCGUACGGGCGGGAGUUUGUCGAGCCUGUGAUCCCCUCCAGCCGGCAAUCUGUUGCUCCCCUGCCCCGAUCUGGAGAGCCGGAAGUGAUUUAUGAGCGCGUACCAUCUCGACUUUCAUCAAGCAACCUCGGGACUGGGCCGUACAACGAAGGCAAUGUGGUGUAUGCCAGGCCGCUGUCGGUCUACGAUCCGGUGAGGAGAGUAUAUGUAUCAGAGCCAGAGUAUCCUUACGACCAUAGGGAUGGUCAGUAUCGUGAACAUCAGUUACAGCAACGAGGAUAUAUUCAGAUUGUGAGGUCUCAUGACGGCAGAAUCAUUGAGGAGCGGCCAACAGAAUACGUCUCACGACCAGCAGGCUUCCGACCGCGACCGUCGCGAUAUGAGCCUAUUCCACCAUACAUUCGUAUGCACAGCACACAUCCGGAUGCUGCCGGCAGAGAAUACAAUGGGGGUAUCCACAUGGAUGGUCGUCACACAGAAGGCCCACACCCGUAUGCCAGAGAGUAUGCUGGUAGCCCCAUGCAGCGAGCUCCCACUGUUCACCGAGAGUUCAGCAUGCGGCCCCCUGAACGGUACCUUGAGCCCCAGAGAGGAGCUACCAGAGGAUCGGAUGAAAUCGCCUUCAUUGAGCGGCCUCGCGGAGCAUCGCGGGAAAUUGUGUAUGUGGAUGACGUCAGGCGAGAGGUUUAUCGUUGA
This is a messenger RNA of Trichoderma virens Gv29-8, 2592 nucleotides long. RefSeq lists its product as uncharacterized. The transcript has a single exon. The record is from RefSeq and is a predicted model, not a curated record. NCBI's taxonomy places the organism in Eukaryota, Fungi, Ascomycota, Sordariomycetes, Hypocreales, Hypocreaceae. The coding region runs from base 1 to 2592 and encodes 863 amino acids.